AUGGCGAUCACGCCAGCUGCUCUCCUUGCCAGCCUCACCCUAGCAACCUUUUGGGCAGGGCUGGUCGUGGCCGGGCAACUCAAUAUCAAUCGCACUCGGUAUCCCGAUGUGCCGGACUACGGUCCUCGGCCAAAUCCUGCGUACAUGGUGGACAAUACGCAUAACCAGUUUCAUGUGGCCCCAGACAAAGGGACGCAAGAUGGGCCUGUGUGGGACUGCUCGGGCAGUUUCGAGGCAUACAUGACCGCCUUGAGCCAGGGGACCGUGGUACGCUGCAGCUAUGACACCAGCAGUAACGCGUCAAUCGAUGCGUCUCUCGUCCUGCCAGCAGUCAGCAGCAAUACCACGGUUCCCGGAAACGCGUCAAGAGCGGCCGGUACUAAUCCGCACAACUGGCUCGCCAGUCAUAGCGGCUCCACGCGCGUCGCAAAUGCCUCGCAGGUGGGCGGCAAGAUCAUUACCAACAUGACUGUUAACUACAAGACGGUGACCAAAUUCGCCACGGACGCAGCAGCUGGAUCAAGCUACUGGCUGACAAACCUGGCGCCCCUGGGCACGCAACCUCUUGCACCGUCCGGUUACGAGUUCUACCGGGACGUCGUGGCCGACUAUAAGGCCGACAACAAGGGCAAUACGGAUGCGUCGGAGGCGAUCAACGCCGCUGUCCAGGAUGGCAACCGUUGCGGCAAGUCGUGCAGCAGCACAAGCACGCUGGAUGCCAUUAUCUACUUUCCACCGGGCACAUACAAAAUCUGCUCGCCGGUUAUCCAGUUCUACUACACGCAAUUUAUCGGCGAUGCUAUCAAUCCUCCGACAAUCAAGGGUUGCAGCUCGUUCAAAGGCAUUGCCUUGUUUGACACCGACCCAUACAUUCCAGAGGGGUACAUGAACCAAAACCAAUUCUUCCGCCACAUCCGCAAUUUUAUCUUUGACCUCACCGACAUGCCCUCAGCCACCGACGACAGCGGCCAGGCCCUGGUGCCCACAGGCCUGCAUUGGCAGGCUGCGCAGGCAACGACACUUCAAAACUUGGUGUUCAACAUGCCCGUGGCCAAAAGCUCCAACAACGUGACGCACGUUGGCAUCUUUAUGGAGAAUGGCAGCGGCGGCUUCGUAUCUGGUUUGUUCCCCAUGUACAACAAUGCGCCGUGGAACGUGCUUCUAUGUGAUACAUUCAACGGCGGCGCGAUUGGUUGGCGUGCCGGAUCCCAACAGUAUACGGCGCGAAGUCUGACAUUCCGCAACUGCCAGCAGUCAGUCCAAAUGGUAUGGGAUUGGGGAUUCAACUGGCAAGACAUUGACAUUGAUGGUGGAACCAUUGCCUUCAACAUCUCCGGGCGAGGUGGCAGUACAAGUCAAGGAACAGGGUCUGUGUCGAUUCUCGAUUCUAGCAUCAGCAAUGUCCCGAUAGGGGUUCUCACGAAUACGGACAACGCGUCUCCUAACAUUGUACUAGACAACGUCAGGCUUACCAAUGUGCAGACUGCAGUGGAGACCGAAAAGGGUGGAAGUGUCCUCACGGGCGGUACCACAACCAUUGACCUCUGGGCCAUUGGCCGGCGCUACAACGGGUCGACAGGCUCGUACCAGACCGGCGCACUGACGGCACCGCGCAAAGCAUCGAAUCUUCUCGUGGGUAACAGUGCCGACAGCGCCAAUUUCGCCAAACGCCUGCUGCUUCUUGGUGGCGACGCGGGAUGGCGAUAUAAGAACGACGGCACGGGCGACCAGACAGCGGCCAUCAACAUGUUUUUGCAGAAGGCGACGGCGGCCGGGCAGGUUGCAUAUUUCCCGGCCGGCGUCUACCAGGUGGGCGGGACAGUGUUCGUGCCGACGGGGUCGCGUGUGCAGGGGGCCAGCUGGUCGCAGAUCCAAGGCAGCGGGUUCUUCUUUUCGGACCGACACCACCCACAGGUGAUGGUGCGCGUGGGCAACAAGGGCGAGGUGGGCAGCGUGGAGAUUGUUGAGAUGCUGUUCUCGGUCAAGGGCGCGACGGCCGGCGCCGUGCUGAUGCAGUGGAACGUGGCGGCGGCGAGCCCGGGAUCGGCCGCCAUGUGGGACUCGCAUUUUCGCGUCGGUGGCGCGGCCGGGUCCGACUUGGACGCAAAGACGUGCCCUAAGAACUCCUUCAACGAGCAGUGCAUCGCGGCCUCACUGCUGUUCCACGUCACCCCGCAGGCCAAUGGGUUCUUUGAGAAUGUCUGGGCCUGGGCCGCAGAUCAUGAUAACGACUUGAACGUCGACAGCGAGCCCGACGCCUCGGUCAACCAGGUCAGCGUGUAUGCCGCGCGCGGCAUGCUAAUCGAGUCGCAGGGUCCGUCAUGGUUAUACGGCACGGGCUCCGAGCACUCCGUUAUGUACCAGUACCAACUCUACUAA
This is a messenger RNA of Sporothrix schenckii 1099-18, 2379 nucleotides long. Its product is annotated as glycoside hydrolase family 55 protein. The record is from RefSeq and is a predicted model, not a curated record. Lineage: Eukaryota; Fungi; Ascomycota; Sordariomycetes; Ophiostomatales; Ophiostomataceae. The transcript has 12 exons. The coding region runs from base 1 to 2379 and encodes 792 amino acids. Gene Ontology annotation, molecular function: polygalacturonase activity.